GAGAAGCUCUACCAGCUGUAGGGAUCCUAUCUGAUAGAACCUGGAGAAGAUUCGAAUGAGAUUUGGUACCCUCUUAGCUUAACGUCAUUGAUAUUCGCUUCCGUAGUAUUUUGUAUCUGAGCACUUGUAGAUUGGUUAAGCCCCGACAGGUUGGUUCUGACCCUGAGACGGGAAUAAAUGAAAAUAGAUGUUUGAUGGGAUUUCAAGAAUUGAACAGAAUAGCAUGCUUUGCCUCUUGUCAGACGUCAGGACUGCGUCUUCGUUUUGAUGCAAAUCCCGUGGGGGUAUCUUCUAUUGAUGAUGAUUGGCUGAUACACACGGCUUACACGUUAGGCGAGACACAGUCAGGAUGGAGCCACUGAUCAGUCUCGCUUGGAGUUUGCUCGGGACUUGGAUCCGUUUUAGCAAGGCAAAGUCCUGGUGAGAAAGGCGUUUGCGCCAUUACGCGGAUGACAUCCGUAUUGAAAAGCUGGCAUUGGUAGGUAGACCUACGAUCACUGCACAUUUCCGUAUGCGGGCCGUCCUAUCCGGCUACUGGACGCCCUAAGACCAAGACUACUUAUAUCGAACACUUGCAGCUCAUGGAAAUAAACCGAUCUUCAUUCUUCUUCCCAUUCGCGCAAGUCGCUUACUACCCAGGAAACGUAUAACAACAUGUCUCUCUGCGCAAGAGCUCUCAGCAGGCGGUGCCCCUGUGCAUCGUCCACCUUUACGAAAACUACUUUCACCACCGUUCCUGUCACGCAAGUUAGACCAAUCCAUUCCUCGAAGCCAACUUCGACAGCGCCGACCUCAAGCACCAUGGCCGAAUUCAAUCGCAAAACCAAUACAGUUCCCAAGCCGCCAGACUCGAGGGAAAAUCCGACGGUUGGAAUUGCGCCGAGUCCAAGCGAAAAUAUCGGCCAGAAACGGUUGGCUGAUUUUGACCUUGGCGGUAAAGUGUUUAUCGUAACAGGAGGCGCUAGGGGGCUUGGGUUAUCAUUGGCAGAGGCGCUGGCUGAGACGGGAGGAAACGUUUACUGUUUUGAUCGCGAACCAGAGGCGGAUGAGGGCUGGAACGAAGCGGCACGACGAGCUGAUCAGUUUGGUGGUUCUCUUCACUACAAGCAGCAAGACGUACAAGAUACGGAGGGGCUUGACCGGACUAUCGCAGCCAUUGCCGAUAAACACGAACGUCUAGAUGGCCUCAUUGCGGCUGCGGGUGUUCAGCAUUUAUCCCCGGCUGUUGAAUGGACGAGGGACGAGGUAAAUCGAAUGAUGGAUAUUAACUAUACGGGUGUGAUGAUGACGGCUACGAGCGCGGCCCGUCAGAUGUUCAAGUACAAGAUCCACGGCAGCAUGUGCUUCAUUGCAAGCAUGUCUGGCAGCAUCGCCAAUAAAGGGCUCCUGUCACCUGUAUACAACUCUUCAAAAGCUGCAGUUAUUCAGUUGGCCCGUAACCUCGCGAUGGAAUUUAGUCCUAUUCGAAAAGACGGCACGGGAGGUAUCCGGGUGAACUGCAUUAGUCCCGGCCACAUCCUAACGCCGAUGGUUCUCAAGAACUUCGAGGAAGUCCCGGGUCUCCGCGAGACCUGGGAGAAAGAGAACAUGAUGGGUCGAUUAGCAGAGACGACCGAAUUCAAAGGUGCCGCCCUGUUUCUGCUAAGCAAUGCUAGCAGUUUCAUGACUGGGAACAACCUUGUCAUCGACGGUGGCCACACGGCAUGGUAGAGCUAGCUACCUCCUUAGUUAAGUACCGGUUAUUCUCUUGUCUGAUUUUCGUAUCGGAGUUUAGCUGGCAACGCCCGGAGUUUAUACCAGGAAGCGAGCAUUUCCGAAAGCUGUAUGCGAAGUAGCUCGGCAUCGAAUAAGGAUGCCGAAUCUGUAUGGCGGCUCCGUUGUACAUCAGUUACAUGUGUUAACGACUCGACGAUGGAUGAAUGAUAUCCUAUAGACUCGCUUGUAUUAUUAAUGCAUUCAUAGAACUCAGAGGCAUCUAAGUGGCCGAACUAUUUAAUCCCCUAAA
Molecule: messenger RNA, 2005 nt
Organism: Daldinia loculata
Lineage: Eukaryota; Fungi; Ascomycota; Sordariomycetes; Xylariales; Hypoxylaceae
Product: NAD(P)-binding protein
Exons: 5
Coding region: 655-1710 (351 amino acids)
Cellular component (GO): intracellular anatomical structure
Molecular function (GO): oxidoreductase activity, acting on NAD(P)H, oxygen as acceptor
Source: RefSeq, a predicted model, not a curated record